Rhea pennata is the source of this 1796-nucleotide messenger RNA. Its product is annotated as major facilitator superfamily domain-containing protein 1-like. The record is from RefSeq and is a predicted model, not a curated record. Lineage: Eukaryota; Metazoa; Chordata; Aves; Rheiformes; Rheidae. Bases 253 to 1494 code for a protein of 413 amino acids. Gene Ontology annotation, molecular function: transmembrane transporter activity. The transcript has 13 exons. Gene Ontology annotation, biological process: transmembrane transport.
CUUCAACUGCCUCCUGACCUUCGGCUCUUACUUCUGCUUCGACAUCCCCAGCGUCCUGCAGGAGCAGUUUCAGGGGUUAAUCUGCAGCUGUUCAGACAGUGAGUUUCAGGCAAAAUGGAACGCAGUUUGUCACUGCUUUUCAAGGAAAGUGCUGGAUUAAAAAGAAAAAAUUAGAAUUUGACCUGCCCCAAUGGAACCCAUCAUAACAGCACUGGGCGUAAUAGCACACUGGAUUGUGUUGAAGGCUUGGGAAUGACCCCUGCACAAUACAACUUACUCUACGCCAUCUACGCUUGGACAAAUGCAGCAGUGGUGAUUCUGGCUGGAUUCCUGAUUGAUAAACUAGGAAAUCGCUUUGGUGUCUUUGUUUUCUCCCUUCUGACUGUGCUGGGAUCAUCAAUCUUUGCUCUGGGCUCUCAUUUCAAGGGGUCGCCGUAUCUCCUGCCUCUGAUGCUGACAGGAAGACUGCUGUUUGGCUCUGGAAAUGGGUCACUUACUAUUGUGCAGAAUCGUAUCACAGCCUUCUGGUUCAAAGGGAAGGAGCUGGCACUGGCAUUUGGACUGACCCUCUCAUUCUCCCGCCUUGGAAGUGUCCUCAACUUCUUCUUCACCCAGCAGUUUGAGACACGCUUUGGAAUACAGUGGACGCUCUGGGGUGGUACUCUGCUGUGUGUGCUUGGUUUUGUUUCAGCCAUCACAGUCAGUGUGCUAGAUAAAGUGGGCAUGAAGCAGCUUGGCUUGGACGGGGUUAUCCAGCAGGAAUCCAAAAAAGUGCGGAUUCAAGACAUCCGGCGUCUUCCCCUUCGCUACUGGCUCCUCGUCCUCACCAUCAUGUUUUUCUACAACGGAGUCUUCCCCUUUGUGGCAGAUGCCAGCAAGUUUAUCCAGGAUAAAUAUUCUGGUUACAGUCAGCAGGCAGCCGCUUAUAUUGCUGGGGCAGUGUACGACAGCUCCCUUGUUCUCUCUGCAGCAGUUGGCAUAUUAAUCGACUACAUUGGACUGAGAGGCAUCUUUGCUGUUGGCUGUGCUGCAUUUACUCUGCCAGUCUUCGCUCUCCUGGCAUUUACGUUUGUCCCUCCGCUGGUGUCUACCAUCUGGUUGGGGAUUACUUACUCUUUUGCUGCUGCUAGUAUGUGGCCAUCCAUACCUCUUGUGGUGCCCCAGGCAACUUUAGGGACUGCUAUGGGGCUUGCAACUUCUGUGCAGAUGAUUGGAAUUGGCCUUUCAAAUCUGAUCGUUGGACACAUUCUAGGAACAAAGUCCAGUGAAUUAAAGAUUCCACUGUGGCGCUGGCAACAGAUGAUGAUCUUUAUGUUGGUGAACACUAUUGCGUGUAUUGUUGCUUCUGUUAGCCUCAAUGUGGUGGACAAGAAACAGGGAGGGACCCUGAACAGAACGAGAAAGGGGUCGCCUGUGGAGCAGGAGCACCGACACGGAGCAGAUUCAGCACCGCUCCUUGAUGACGACACAGGAAACAAAGGCUCCGUCAGCUGAACCGUUGCAGUGCAAGAACAGUGGUGGCCGCCAGACACAGUAUCGAUCACUUCUACUUGAAAAGGAAUUUUUAGCCUGUGUAUUUUAAAGGUCUUUAAUGAGAAAUCUCGUUCCGUCAUCCGUUAAGAUCUGUGAAGGGAAUUAUCUACACAAAGGGAAUGUUUUCCGUUGUUUGUGUCUGGAACACAAGUGGAACAGAUCUGCUGCGCCUUCUCUGCCACAGACAGAAACCUGCAUGGAGUGUUUUUUUUAAAAACUAUGCUAUAGUAAGUAAAAUCAGUCUAGCUGAAGCUUCUUCAUAA